This is a messenger RNA of Fraxinus pennsylvanica, 435 nucleotides long. The record is from the annotation of a GenBank genome assembly. NCBI's taxonomy places the organism in Eukaryota, Viridiplantae, Streptophyta, Magnoliopsida, Lamiales, Oleaceae.
AUGGCGGCGAAGACGGAAUCUGUACAAUGCUUCGGACGAAAGAAAACAGCUGUCGCGGUUACCCACUGCAAGCGGGGACGUGGAUUGAUCAAGAUCAACGGUGUCCCGAUCGAGUUGGUACAACCGGAAAUCCUGCGCUACAAGGCAUUUGAACCCAUCCUUCUCCUCGGUCGCCACCGCUUUGCCGGAGUGGAUAUGCGUAUCCGUGUCAAGGGUGGUGGUCACACCUCCCAAAUCUACGCUAUCCGUCAAUCCAUUGCCAAAGCACUCGUCGCUUUCUACCAGAAGUACGUGGAUGAGCAGUCCAAGAAGGAGAUCAAGGACAUCCUCGUGAGGUACGAUAGGACCCUGCUUGUGGCAGAUCCCAGACGCUGCGAGCCCAAGAAGUUUGGUGGUCGUGGUGCUCGUGCUAGGUUCCAGAAAUCCUACCGUUGA